GUCAAAAAAACUCAAAUGAUACCGACAAAAAUCCUAAAAAAGGUUCUUUCAAUACGACCGAGGGAGUAAAAAAUUUACUGGAAAGUGUUAAGGACAACAAUAAUUUUUUAACCGAAAUCUCCUCCAAACAUUCGACUUCUGACCUUAACAAUUUGAUUGCCAACAAAUCACCCCAAGAAGUAAUUACUAUUAUUAAACGAUUUGAAUACGACCAACUAAAUGCUGAUGAUAAAAAAAAUAAGGAUGCGAAAAUUAGAAAACAUUAUUCGCUGGAAAAAAAUGCCGAUCUGACUGAUAGCCAAAUAAACGAUUAUCUUUAUAAAGUAGCAGUGGGAGAAAUCAAUGAGAGUUCAAUUAAAUUAGAUAACAAUUCCGGACAAAUUAAUCCUCAAGAAAACACUAUUUUGAAAAUAGUAAGCAUUGGCGCUCUUAUUUUGGUAGGUGGUGCUCUGUUUAUUCUAGUUAUUAGAUUUAUUACUAAAAAGAAAAAAAGAUAG
Racocetra persica is the source of this 497-nucleotide messenger RNA. Lineage: Eukaryota; Fungi; Glomeromycota; Glomeromycetes; Diversisporales; Gigasporaceae. The record is from the annotation of a GenBank genome assembly.